AUGUCAAAUAAUAGUGUGCCAUCUCCAUUGAAUAACGAUGACAAUGCACUAAAUAACCCAACCUCAAUUCCUGUGGACAUGGAGGGAGACGAACCUGAGUUCAUUUCAACUCUUGAGCAAGUCCAAGAAAGAAUUGUCCGCUGUUCAACAUGUCAAAAACUUGGGCAUUUAAGAAGAACUAGCCUUUUGUGCCACAAGAAUAGUAAUCGUGCCCACCAGACUAUAAAUCAAGCAAAGCACACUGAAAUACUGCCCAGUAGACAUUCUUUGGGAAGAAUGACGACUAUGUGUUCUGAAUGCAAUGCAUUCAUGUAG
Molecule: messenger RNA, 315 nt
Organism: Mucor mucedo
Lineage: Eukaryota; Fungi; Mucoromycota; Mucoromycetes; Mucorales; Mucoraceae
Exons: 3
Coding region: 1-315 (104 amino acids)
Source: RefSeq, a predicted model, not a curated record